UUCAGAUUCAGAUCAAAAAAUUUUAAUAUUUAAUAUGGAGCAACAAUUUGUCAACACUGAAGAUGACCAAUGUAUAGACAUUAAGGAAUUUCUGUGGACAAACAGCUCGGAUUUAACUUCACUUCCAAUAGUAAUGGGAUUUUUUGCCUUUCUUUACUCAGCUAUAGUGCUAACAUCUCUACUAGGCAACCUUCUCGUUAUUCUAAGCGUCUGCCAAUACAGAUCACUACAAUCUGUUCGAAAUUUGUUCAUCGUGUCCUUAUCUGUCUCUGAUAUUGUUAUUUCAGUUGUUUCGGGAACCAUAACGCCAAUUGUUGCUUUUACAAAAAUUUGGCCUUUCGGACAGUUACUAUGCAAAUGGGUUCCUGUAAUUCAAGGUGUUUCAUUGUGCUUCUCAACUUUAACACUCACCUCAAUUUCCGUCGAUCGUUUUCUCCUAAUAGUAACGCCAUUAAAGCCUUCAAUUCAAAAAUGUUGUGCAUGCCGAAUUGUAGCCUUAAACUGUGCAAUUGCAUUAGCAAUUUCUAUACCUAUUCUAUUUAAUCAAACGAUGGUUGAUUGGCCUCCGUUUUGUGGACAGUUUUGCACUGAAGAUUGGAGCAACAGCAGCAUUCAACGGAGUUUAUAUGGAACAUUUGUAUUAUUCACCCAAUUUGUCUUUCCAUUUUUGAUUAUUACAAGCUGUUAUGUAAUGAUUUCUAUCAAAAUAAAUUCUGGAAUGCGUACUAAACGUUGUUCAUCUACGGAAAUUGCAAAAUUCAGUGAUUAUUGUAGCAGUAAUGCUCGAUGCGACAAAUUUUUGAGUAGUUCGUUUGGUACUGAUGAAGGAAAUUCACUUUAUUUAAAUGAACAAAAAUUACAAAAUGGAAUGUUAAUGGCUGGGGAUGGAGCCAUGAAGGUGGCAAUGGAUCAACGAAAAAUGGUUUUGAGUCGAAGAAUUCGAACCAACCGGAUGUUAAUUGUAUGGAAUCCGAUCCUUUAUGCUUUGUUGAAUGAACAAUUUAGACUUGCCUUUUCUGAAAUUUUUAAACAAAUCAGUAAUAUUUUGGGAAUUAAAAAAGAAAGAAAAAUGCUUCACAUGCAAGGACAAUUAAAAAGAAUAAAAGUAAGAUCAGAUGUUCAGCGUGGAUCAGAAGCCAUUUAAUUGAUACAACGUGCACUUAUUAAUGUGUAGUAGUGUAAGCCAGUGUCAGUCUAGGUGGAAUACUAGUCCAGUUAGUCCCUGGUCCUCUUCUUCUGUUCCAGCCCGUUCCUCUUCGUCUACAUUGUACUUUCUCCUUGGGUAACCCUUAUUCUUGUACUCGUCGACUUAUGUAGACAUCGGGAAACCUUUGGAGAUUACCGGUUAAUGCUAU
Meloidogyne enterolobii is the source of this 1355-nucleotide messenger RNA. Lineage: Eukaryota; Metazoa; Nematoda; Chromadorea; Rhabditida; Meloidogynidae. The record is from the annotation of a GenBank genome assembly.